CAUGUCAGGUGAUCAAACCACUCAUGAAGGUCACGCUUGAUUUCCCAGACGUCUAGUCCACUUCUGACUUAGCGCAACCAUCCUUAGCGUCCCACACUGUGAAAAUAUUCAGAACUUUUCGAACUUUUCAUAAGUGAAUCUACAACCUCAACGACAACACCAAACUUUCAAAUCCAAACAGCCGGAGCGCAUUAUCCAAUUUCAAACCCGCAGAGAUGGCACCAACAACUAAGAAGGCUAAGAAGACCGCCGACUCCAUCAACAGUCGUUUGGCACUUGUUAUGAAGUCCGGAAAGGUCACUCUCGGAUACAAGUCUACUCUCAAGCAACUCCGAUCUGGAAAGGCCAAGCUCGUCAUCAUUGCCGGAAACACCCCUCCUCUCCGCAAGUCUGAGCUCGAGUACUACUCCAUGUUGUCCAAGACUCAAGUUCACCACUUCUCCGGUAACAACAUUGAGCUCGGUACUGCUUGCGGUAAGCUCUUCAGAUGUUCCACCAUGGCUGUUUUGGAUGCUGGUGAUUCCGAUAUUCUCUCUAGCCAAGCUGCAUAGAUUAGGAAUAUCAAUCAUUAGUAUUAGUUGUCGAGGUGGAGAAAUUCUAGAUGAAGGAAUAAGAUCAGUCAAGAUUGAUUAAUCUUUGACAUGUAUCAGUAUGCACCUCUUGCAUAGCUUUAUAGCAUUACAAAAUGAUAUACCUUUAUUCUAGGAAACAGUUUCCACUCUUAUGUCCUAUAUUGUCUAUGUUGAUAUGUGUGUUACCCGAUUCAUGUUCACUGUGACUCACACCGGCU
Molecule: messenger RNA, 790 nt
Organism: Botrytis porri
Lineage: Eukaryota; Fungi; Ascomycota; Leotiomycetes; Helotiales; Sclerotiniaceae
Exons: 3
Coding region: 216-551 (111 amino acids)
Cellular component (GO): cytosolic large ribosomal subunit
Molecular function (GO): structural constituent of ribosome; RNA binding
Source: RefSeq, a predicted model, not a curated record